This is a messenger RNA of Suillus plorans, 2616 nucleotides long. Its product is annotated as heterokaryon incompatibility protein-domain-containing protein. Gene Ontology annotation, biological process: regulation of DNA-templated transcription. The record is from RefSeq and is a predicted model, not a curated record. The transcript is spliced from 7 exons. Lineage: Eukaryota; Fungi; Basidiomycota; Agaricomycetes; Boletales; Suillaceae. The annotation marks the transcript as partial. Gene Ontology annotation, molecular function: DNA-binding transcription factor activity; sequence-specific DNA binding; protein binding.
GAUGGGCUGUAUCUCCAAGGGCAUUGCCCUCUGCGGACAAAAUCGGAUCGAGGCCGCAAUGAAAGCAUUUGACCUCGCGUUCAUAUUUGCAGACGAAGAUUCGAAGACCAUCCAUUUUCUUCUGUUAAUAAAGGCCAUCGCACUUUUUAAUGCAAAUCAACACGAAGACGCAAUGGAGCGUGUCCACGAGCUGGCUACCGCUUGUCACAGUGCUGAUACUCUUGCCUGUCGUAUGGUCGAAGCGUAUCUAAAUGUCCAACUGGGAAUAAAUGCCUUCAAUGACGCGCGUCACAGCGAGGCUGCCGAGCACUUCUCUGUUGCUAUCAACACUGGCGCUCUAUCAUCUAAACCAGCCGUCGACUCCAUAUGUGAGGACUUAUGUGUGCUUUUCGGGUGGGACAUCGAGUCCUCGUGGAAAAUCGCAAAUCAGAAACGGUGCAAUGCACUCGUUCAGUUGAGUAGAUUCCGAGAUGCCGUCGUUUCGUACCAUCACAUGAUGGAUAUGAGUGAUGAAAUCACGCAGGCUAACUGCCUCGAUUGGUCCACUGCUUUCAAGAAUAAAUGCAGCACGCUCUGUGCUGCCAACGGAGAUGCUGCCUUCAAUGCGUGCGAUUACGACGAAGCAAUCGCUUUUUAUUCGGCAGCUAUUGACCUCGGUUAUGGAACCUUCACUAUCUUUUUAAACCGCUGUAAGGCGAAUACAGAAAAGGGACGGGAGGAAGCACUCGUGGAUGCGCAAAAGGUCAUCGAACUUGAGCCUUCGUCUUAUAUUGGAUAUCAGCUGAAGCAUGCUGCUCUUCAUGCCACACAGCGCUUUAAUGAGGCUAUCGAUGCUUUCAACAGCAUGCUCUCCAAGUUGGAGGGUGCUUCUGAGUUGCAUAUACGAAACCUGCGCAAGCAGUACAUCCGUCCAGUUGAAGCGGAAGCUGUUAUCCAAAAAUCAAUUAACACUCAACUCGAAAACGCCCCACUUCGUUUACUAGACACCGCUCGUGGUAUUUUAUGUGACCGAGGGGCUCAAAUAACCGCGUUUAAGACAAGCACCGAGUACAACGAACUUCUGCGAUUCGUAAUGACGCGUCCAGACCCGCGUGAAGACCUGCAUGAGGAGCACAUCAGAGAAGUAGUGGAGAAAUACUUCCGUUGCGUCAUGCUGUCACACAGGUGGGACGAGACGGAGUCACUGUUGCAAGAAAUUCAGGGCAAGGUCGUGUACAAGUUGCGUCCAAUUGAUGGCAUCGUCAAGUUGCAGUCAUUCUGCAGCAUUGCUCGCAAAGCGGGGUAUCGCUGGGCCUGGAUGGAUACGUGCUGCAUCGACAAGACCAACAACGUUGAGCUCGGCGAAUCGAUCAACUCCAUGUUUGUCUGGUAUCACCAUGCAGCACUUACCAUCGUUUACCUCUCGGAUGUUCCACCUUCCUCCGAGUCUGGCGCACUGGAAAAGAGUGUCUGGAACAAACGAGGAUGGACAUUUCAAGAACUUAUGGCCUCGAAAUGCAUCCUCUUUUAUCAGAAGGAUUGGACCCUGUAUCUUAACAAUCGCUCUCCCAACCACAAGCAUUCCAAUGAGAUCAUAGAGGAGUUGGCAGAUGCUACAGGCAUCGACCGAGAGGCUCUCAUUUCUUUCCAUCCAGGGACGAAAAAUGCCCGAAGGACACUCCAAUGGGCAUGCUCGCGUAUCACCACACGGCAAGAAGACAUUGCCUACUCCUUGUUUGGCGUCUUCAACCUCCGCCCACGUGUUGAUUAUGGGGAGAAGAAGCAGAAUGCCCUUGGGCGGCUCUUGCAAGAGAUCAUAAAUGACCAUGGCGACAUUACCACCCUGGACUGGGUUGGAAGACCAUCCGAAUUCAACAGCUGUUUGCCAGCCGAAAUGACUUCAUACAAAGCUCCACCGUACACAUCCCCAUCUCUAUCUCCUGAAAAGCUGUCCGAAUCAGUCUCGUUGCUACGACAUGCUGGGACUAUACAAUCGGCUGAGAAAUUAUACAGCGAACUCGACUCCCUUCAUGCUCCCCGUUUUGCGCAUAAACAUCUACAUCUGCCUUGCAUCGCAUUCCGUUCCACAAUCAGACGGAUGAGCCCUCGAGGCAAGGAUAAACGUAUCACGUAUGAAGUCAAGACAGGCGGACUCCAAGACUUACUGAUCACCACGGAAGACGAGCUCCUCCCGACAAAAUUAAUCUCUCGAACGCCUCAGUUCUUACUUAUUCGUCCGUGGGAUCAUAGUCUUCUGGAGUCGCCUAAUGACGUGGACAGCGUAGACGAUUGGACCCCGCCCGAAUCCCCCGCAGACGUUUCGCCUGAUGGGCCUUUCGAAGAGCAUGGAGUGGUUGAUUCGGAACGAGCGUUGCGGUUGAUUGUUCGCCUUGGACAACCUUUUAGCGCAUUUUUGCUAAGGCGCGAGGUUCGCACAGAAUACAGGAGAGUUGCCUCGGAUUACAGUAUCAUUGCACAACUCAAAAACAUGACUCGUAUUGACGACAUGAAAGUCAGGACAGUAGAGAUAUCGUAGUGGAGAAUUUUGAAUUUUACCUGGAUUAUCAUCGGAGACUCGGAGUGCUAAAAUUUCAGACCGGACUGGUAUUUUGCAGGUGUACACUAUACAGAUCUCCG